AUGUCGUCAACCAAAAAUCUAGGUGAUGUCUUCAUGGGGGGUGCCACCACCUCGCAGCACGUGGAUGCCGAAGACGAUCAGCACUUUGAAGAUACUACGUUUCGGUUGAAGCGGACACGCUCGUUGGGCGUACUAGACGAAUUUAUCCCCGAUAAGGACAAGGACGACGAACCAAAGGUUUCUGAUUCUUUGAAAGACCGACAGAAUCCUGAACAAACUGAUGAUAAAGACGACACUAGUGCACUAGACGAUACCAACGAUGAGCCUGGAACCAUCACCAGUCCCGAUAUGUUGCCCUUUGAUGAUACGGAUAUAAGUCUGGAACCGUCUCGCCAUGUGGAUUAUCUUUCGCAUAAAUGGGACAUGUCGGACAUUUCCAAAUCCUGGCGGUACGUCAUACGAAAGCGACCAUACGUUCCCAACGCUGCUCGACUUGAGAAUGCUAGCUGGAGAACGUGGGCUCAGCGCCGUGGAAACCUCAAGACUAUUAGUCCUGAAGUGGUCAAUUGGUCUAAGGAUAGCGACGUUACGUGGUUAUACGGACCAAUUCUAAAAGAUGAGGAAAACGACGCACCCAGUGACGAGGACAACCAUCGAGCCGCGACAACAGCCACAUCUGCCGUGGCUGGCGACAUCUCGUUGCCCAGCAAAUCGAAAAGUCCCAAGCCGAUUUUGAAGCGUAGAACCGUCCAAGAUAUGAUGAUUAGUCACGCCAACCUUAUGAAGCUCCAAAAAGCCACCAGUCGCAUGCACGAGAGACAACUAGCGGGCCACCGGGCUGCGGCUGCGGCUGAUGGUGCUGGUGCUUCGGAGACUCGAGGCAACGAAGUUCCAGAGUUUGAUGACUACGACGCCAUUUCCGCCAAAUUGAACUCGCAAUACUUCAUGCCCACAGCUGCCACCUCCAGCUUUGUGAGCGUGGACAAGUACCUGGACCUUGCUCCGUCGUCGGCAGACCCCACUCCAGAUCCCAAAGAGCGACGCAUUCAUUUCAAUAAUGAGGUCCAACAGUGCAUUGCUGUCGACCACAUAUCUUCCGACGAGUACGACUCGGACGACUACGACUACAACGAGGAAUUGGGCGAAGACUACGUCUACGAGGACCAGCAACACGAAGACGACGAAGAGGAGGAAGAAUCGGACGAGGACGACGGGUUCGUUUUUUCUGUGCGGUCUCCUUCUUCUGGUGUUUCAAUUCCAGGACUUCCAGUUCCUCCACUUUCGAGCUCAGAAAUCGGAGGCUCGUCGUCGUCUGUCUCUGAGUCGGUGUCGACGUCGCAAAGCUACAGGACAAUUCAUCUACUUCCUUCCACCACCCUCAACUUGGGUUCUUCUGACGAAGAGAGCGACGACGAAAAUCCUUAUACUCUGAGCCAAUCGCACAACAGCACCAGUCGUGGCUACGAUUAUUAUUACGACUACAAUUCCGUUUAUACCGUGGAUCCCAAUCAUGCUAUCUAUGGUAGAAAAACCCCAGAUGUUAUCGAUGUUCCUGAAAAUAUUGCCAUGGGUUCCAACGUUGACUACAAGACAAUCGAGGACGAUGGUGCGCUAGGGAAACCGGAAACUACUGCUGUGGCUGAUAGCACUGUCAACGAGUCACUAAGUGCAAAUGAUAGUGAAAACAGUCGCAUACCACUUACAACGGAUAACUCAGUUAAAGAAUCUCCAUUUGCUGGUUCCGACUCCGAAGACGACUCAGACUCGGAUUCGGAUGACGGACUCUCGAUUUCCACCAGAAGGUCAAGCCAUUCUUUGGCCCAACAGGUGUUCAACCGUACCACUCCGCACUCAGAACGAGAUCAGGAACAACACCUGUACCCCAUUGCUGAACCUACUCCAGUACGUGCGAUCAAUCCGAGCCAUUCGCUGACUUCGCUUUCGAAACAACCGCCCUCAUCUGGCCUGCUCUCACUGCUGUUUUUUGGAUCUGGAACGGCUGGCGUCGAUAAGCUGUUGUCGUCGCUGUUUUUAGGAACAGACAAACAGAAUACCCAUUAG
Meyerozyma guilliermondii ATCC 6260 is the source of this 2001-nucleotide messenger RNA. RefSeq names its product protein phosphatase regulator (gene REG1). Gene Ontology annotation, biological process: cellular response to glucose starvation; protein catabolic process in the vacuole. The record is from RefSeq and is a predicted model, not a curated record. The coding region runs from base 1 to 2001 and encodes 666 amino acids. NCBI's taxonomy places the organism in Eukaryota, Fungi, Ascomycota, Pichiomycetes, Serinales, Debaryomycetaceae. The transcript has a single exon.